AUGAGUCAUCCUUUUGUGCUUCUCGUCUAUUCGAGUCCUCUCAAUCUCGUAAUUCCCGAUGAAGAAACUAAUACCAAGCUCAUUGUAUGUGAGGAAGGAAUCAACUUUUUACGAAGCCUGAAAGAACCGAACAUUGCCGUCGUUGCUGUUGCAGGAAGAGCAAAAACGGGCAAGUCCUUUCUCAUGAAUCACUUACUGAGAGUGGAUCAUGCAGAGGGCUUUCCUGUACAAGUUUCUUUCAAGCCCGGAACGAAGGGUAUUAGUAUUUGGAGUGAGGCUUUCAAAUACCCCAAGAAUGGAAACAAGGAAGUCAUCAAACGAUCAUCCUUAUUGGAUUCAAGAGCCUCGACAACCAUGAGUAGCAAUCAACAACAUCAUCAUCAGGACGAUUACAUGACCGUCGUUUUUAUUGAUAGUGAAGGAUUAGGUGCUCCCGGAAAUCCAGCUCAUUCCUAUGACCCCAAACUUGCAACCCUAACAAUUUCUCUUGCUUCUCUUCUUAUUUAUAAUUUAAAUCAUGAAAUUCAAGUUUCAGACAUUAACUUGUUGCACAGUGUUGCUACCUUGUCGAGUGUUUUUGAGAAUCAAUUCAAUGAGACCUUUCCUUUUCCACCCAUAUUGUGGACCAUUCAACAAUAUGAACAUGAUCUCAUGAAUUAUACUCAUGAAGAGUAUUUGGACUGGGUACUCCAAGAGAAACCAAACAUUUUCAAUACGGACGAAAUUAGAAGGUACAAUGAAACGGUUCGUGUUGUGAAGCAAUUUCCAGAGUUUGUAAAACCUAGAAUUUUGCUGUUAAAUCAUCCACACAAGACGACAGGUCUUCCUCGAUUGCCAUCUCUGAAAUAUCACGAAUUGGAUUUAGAAUAUCAAUAUCAAGUGAGCUAUUUGAGACAACUCAUUGAAACCCGUCUCCGACCCAAACAGUUCAAACAUCUUGCAGUAUCUGGAGAAUAUUUGGCCAAUUUGAUUGAGAGCAUGGUCCAACAUAUGAACACUCUUGAUACAGCAGAUGUUGGAUUGGCACUCAUUAAGGAGCUGUCAUUCAUAUUGAAACAACAUUGUUUGGAAAAUUACAAUCAAAAAUUGCAUUCCAUACCUCUUCCACAAGAUUUGGACUUUCUUCAAAGUCAACACGAGGAAAUGAAAGCACAUGCUCUCAAUAUUUUCAAGAAAAAUUGUACAGGAGGAUUAGAACUUUUUGGAAAUAUGGAAUACUAUCACGAUCUGGAAAAACAAAUUGAUAAGAUAUUCUCUGAUUACUUACCAAACAAUGGUGUGGCAGCAUUCAAAGAGUGUUCAGAUAUUCUCUCAAAAUUAUUUGAUCAAUAUAUUACUAAAAACCAACUCGGAGAAGGAGGAGGAGUUGAACAAUUUGACAAGGCUAUAGAAAUGAUGAAACAACUCUAUUUCCAACAAGCAAAAGGACCAAAUGAAAUUAAGCAAAAGGUUUUGAAAGAUUUUGAAAUCAAUACAGCAACUGCCGCAAGAAAUCGAAUUCUCGACAAAACUACUGCUGAAGAUUCUACAUUGGCUGUCUUUUCAUUAGUUCUUGGUACAUUCACCUUCUACGUUUUGGCUCUCAUUCCCAAACGAUUUGGUUUUGUCAAUGUCAGCCAAUUUUUACUCAGUUUGUGUUACUUUACUGCCACCCUGACCAUCCUCAUUGUUUUGGCUUGGUUCAAUAUCAUGGGUUUGAGAUUUGCAUCUCUCAGUUACUACUCGUCACGAAUCAAAAACUCCAUACUUCACAUAUUUCUCUUCUAUGGGUAUUUCAAAUUGGGAGCUUCAAUCCUGAUUGGACUCAUCAUGCUUUUCAUAUUUUUCAAGAUUUAUUUCUUUAUCAAAUCGAACAAGAUCGUGAAUAUGGAACCAGAGCACUCAGAGCCGCAUGAUUUUGAUUCACACAAUGAGGAAGAUGAAGAUGGUUGGAUCGAUGAAAAUUAUCUCUCGGAUGGCAUUCCUGCAACUGUCACCAAACGAAACCGACAUGCAUACAUGCCUCCAAGCUCACCACUCAUGUAUCCAGCACAAGACAUUGCCGCUACAUUCAAUCAAUACAGUCCCACUCCAAGUCCUUAUUUGAAAGCGAGUUUAUUGAGCAUGGCAAGUCCUAGAACUCCCAAUAAUUAUGCAUCUCCAAUGUCAGCAUCACGAAGAAUGCAACAGCAACAACAAUAUUCUAUAGGAACUCCCUAUUCAACAACAGCGUAUGAAAGACAAUUUUUGACGCCACCAUCCAUUCCAAUGCGAAUGAAAGUUCACCAAACUCCCUCUUUCCACACACCUCACACAAUUUCUGCCUUAAGGAAAAAUCAUCCCGUUUCUUCGAGUAAGAAAACAAAAACACAUAUUUUGUACAGUACAGGAAAAGUCUAUGACCGAUAUCAGCAUGAACAGGAUUAG
Naegleria fowleri is the source of this 2406-nucleotide messenger RNA. RefSeq lists its product as uncharacterized. The coding region runs from base 1 to 2406 and encodes 801 amino acids. The transcript has a single exon. Gene Ontology annotation, molecular function: GTPase activity; GTP binding. NCBI's taxonomy places the organism in Eukaryota, Heterolobosea, Eutetramitea, Acrasida, Naegleriidae. The record is from RefSeq and is a predicted model, not a curated record.